CUCGAAUGUUUCUUUUUACCACGCGCUUUAUCCUUGCAUACAACCGAAAAAUCGCAUUUUUCUAUAUAAAACCAACAGUUUUUACCGUAUAAAAUAAUUUAUUUAACGUCUUUAGGUUCAACGAUACAACACUUAAAUUAAAAAUAUCAAAUUCGCUUCUCGCCGACCGUGUAAUUUGCUUUCAUAAUUGCUCACAGGAUUUAAUUCCACUCAAAUGACAACCCACUAGGAUGUGCUCGUUCAGAUCCUUGUUGUGACAGCAUAUACGUGGUUAGGUUUUGAUAUUUCAUGUUUGCGUUAUAUGGGUGUUAAAUAAAACUUACAGUGUUUGCAUUCAGUGGCGUUUAAGGUUGAUAGAUUUAUAGCUUGUAGUUUUAUUGUUUACGUAGUGUGGUACAAAUGUGGUGGAUUUAUUGAUGGAAACCAGAAUGGAUAUAAAGUUUUCGUUUCAUCAGCAGGGUACAAGGUGAGUGAUGUGGGCGCGGUGGGCGCGGGGUGCGGCGCUGGCGCUGGCGUGGUGCUCCGUCGCCGCCGCGCCCGCCGGCCCGGUCCCGCCGCCUGCCGCCUGCGAGUCGCUGCUGCUGAGGAGGCCGCCGCCGCUGCCAUCGAACGUGAGGGAAUAUGAAGCUGCAGUGGUGCAAGUUGCCCGUGCGUUAUCAGAGCUGGUUGAUCAAGGCGUGGCGGAUGAGGCAAGAGCUUCCGCCCUUGCCCGCGCUGCAGCUCGCACUCCCCUUCACCCACCACCUGCAGCAGUCGCUCUGGGUGCACCUCAACUCAGCCUAGGAGUUCUCUUUAUUCCAGAAGCUGAUCGUCUUAUAGUGUUUCAACAGAACAACUCAGCUACAUUACAACAGUUCUGGCGCACUCUCGCGUCCGCUUGGAAUGCUAGUCUUGUGAUAUGGUCCAAUGCAUGGUAUUCGUGUGAAGGUGAAAUUGGGUGGUGGGGUGGAACUGCCGCUGCCAGAGGUUCGGGAGCGGCACGGGCUGCUGCAGCUAUAUUUCGACGCUUGCCUACACUACCCUGUGAAGAUUCUAUGUACGAAUGGUUUGGAGGAACCCCAUUGUGUGAUGCCAUGACAACUGAUUGCGAAGCUUACCCAUCAGCGAAUCAAGAUCGAAAGUUAGAAUAUCAUUGCAAGUGUCGAUCGGAUCAUUGGCACGAAAGUGGUGGGGGCUGGAUAUCUGGUAGAAAGCUGGAGGAAAUAGGUCGGCUUAAAUGCACGCCGUGUGGCGUUGGCAGCAAUGCGACAGCCUGCCUGCCUGAAACGUACAGAGCGGCGCUUCUAGCAGCGAACCUCGCAGGGAUGCUGCUUUGCAUCAUCAUUGGGCUCAUUAUCUUGAAGAAGAGAAAAUGCAAAGCAGUUGCUAUGGGUAUGUGGACUGUAUUGGAAGUUGUUCUCAUUGGUGCAAUGUUUAUGUAUGGUUCAGCAGCGUCGCAGUACAUAUCAGCAGCACGCUGGCGCUGCGUCCUUGGCGCGUGGCUACGUGAACUCGGCUUCGUAGCCUGCUACGGGUCUGUGGUCUUACGCCUUUGGGUCCUACUAGCCGAGUUCCGUACGAGAAAGGCACAUAGAUGGACCCCUAGAGACGCUGAGGUCCUUCGAAUAGUGGCUGCCAUGUUAAUAGGAGCGGCGUGUUACCUGGCCGCAUUCACUGCGACGUCGGCGUGUGAGGACGACAUCGGCGGCGGAUGUGCCCGCGCCGCCUGGCACCACGUCACCGCUGGUGCGGAGGUGCUGCUGCUGCUGGCUGGGCUCAGGAUAGCCCACGCGGCGAGGAAUGCCAAUGUGCCGUUUCAGGAGCGCGGUUGGCUAGCCGCUGCUCUAUGGAUAGAGGGAGCUUGCGGCAUCGCGUGGCGGGUGGCAGCCUUAACCGGCGCGGCCCCGGAGCGCUCGCCCCUCGCGUCCGCCGCCCGCGCGCACCUGUCUUCGGGGGCGGCACUUGCUUGUGUUCUUGCGCCCAGGCUCUGGCACGGUUAUCGGGCGAGGUCUUUGGCUCAAGAAGUAUCACGCCGGGGACCUGCAGAAGGGUUCGGUGUUGAGGGAGAAGAGGAACCUACCUCGGAGGAGGUGCGAGCUGAACUGAAAAGGCUGUACGUGCAACUAGAGAUUCUUCGCAACAAGACGCUACGGAGGGACAAUCCUCACAUCAGCAAACGUAGAGGAGGACGGAAACCUCCACAUAGACGCUUUUCUUUACAAAAAAAGGGCAGUCGCGAAAAGGCUUUACAAGCUCGUCGCGGUGGUAAGAACAAAGGUGCGGUGGAAGCGAGCGAGGCCGGAGACGCGUCUCGAACUCCGGAAGACUCCGUGUGUUCGGCUGAAGGACCGUCGCAUUACACUGAUGCAGAUACACAGGCGUGAUAUUAAUCGUAGCAAAACUCAAUAAUGUCGAUUGUAUUGAUUGGAUUAAGAUAUCACGCUAAAUGUGAAAUUUCUGGGAAUACCCAUUGGCUUACUAGAUAUACAUAGUGUAUGUCGAUAAUAAUUUAUUUUCUUUUAUGAUGUACUCGUUCAACAGUUGAUAAUCCUGACGUCCUCAACGAUGACGUUAUCAACAGGAUUAUUAAAGACGUCCUGGAUUAUUGAUAUACGGGGAUGUUUAAUAUAUUUGAAUAAUUGUAUGUUGAGCAAUUUUGAAAGAAUGUAAUUGUAUGUUUUUAAAUCUUCUUAUAUCUAUGUAUCUGUUUAAUUCAUACCUAAUCGAUGUGUCCUUUUGUCAAAUUUUAUAUGAAAUUGUAUAGGGACAUGUAGCUAUCUAUAACUGGUUCUUUUUAUUAUUUAAUAUAUAUUUAUUGCCAGAGCGCCUACUCUAGUGGUUUGCCUAGGGUAGGGCCACAAUUAUCAAGAUGGACGACGGGAAUUAAAGAAAGGUCUGGGAAGGUUAAGGAAAGAAAAGGAUUCAGGCCAAGGUGUACUUUAACUUUUAAAUGUAUCUCGAUAAUGUACCUAUUUAUUAACUAAGUAUAUAUAUUAAUACGUAAAGCAAAAACUUUGUAUCCCUUUUUACGAAAAUAGCGCGAAGAAAGGAGGAUUUAGAAAUUUAACACACUUAUGGUUUAUAUAGAAA
Zerene cesonia (dogface butterfly) is the source of this 3069-nucleotide messenger RNA. It is a transcript of the gene smog, whose product is annotated as probable G-protein coupled receptor 158. Gene Ontology annotation, cellular component: membrane. The transcript is spliced from 11 exons. Gene Ontology annotation, biological process: G protein-coupled receptor signaling pathway. Bases 474 to 2363 code for a protein of 629 amino acids. NCBI's taxonomy places the organism in Eukaryota, Metazoa, Arthropoda, Insecta, Lepidoptera, Pieridae. Gene Ontology annotation, molecular function: G protein-coupled receptor activity. The record is from RefSeq and is a predicted model, not a curated record.